This is a messenger RNA of Staurois parvus, 684 nucleotides long. The record is from the annotation of a GenBank genome assembly. Lineage: Eukaryota; Metazoa; Chordata; Amphibia; Anura; Ranidae.
GGCCUCUUCUGUAUUGCAGCCCCCACCUGGUAUAGAGCGGGCCCGGGACAGACUAUGGCGGGCGGAGCGGCUCCGGUUGUGCUGAGCUCGGUGACCGUGUACUCCCUGGCGGCCUGUGCGGCGCAGCUGGCUGUGGGCUAUGUACUGGCUCAGCGGCUGGGGAGGAGGAGCUCUACGUUGGACAGAUGGGUGCUGGUCUGGCUCUUCUAUGAUGCUAUCGUACAUUUCACACUGGAGGGACCUUUUGUUUACAUGUCUCUAGUGGGAACAGUGGCCACAUCAGAGGGAGCGUUGGCGACACUGUGGAAGGAAUAUGGGAAAGCAGAUGAGCGCUGGCUGCACUCCGACCCCACUAUUGUAUCUCUGGAAAUCCUCACUGUAGUUGUGGACGGUUUGUUGGCUCUAGCAUUGAUUUAUGCCAUUGUGAAGGAUAAGUAUUACAGGCACUUUCUACAAAUCACACUUUGUGUAUGUGAACUGUAUGGAGGAUGGAUGACGUUUUGUCCAGAGUGGCUAACUGGUAGCCCCGGCCUUAACACCUCCAACUGGCUCUAUCUCUGGGUCUACUUGGUGUUCUUCAAUGGUCUAUGGGUACUUAUCCCUGGCCUAUUGCUGUGGCAGUCCUGGCUGGAGCUGAAGAAACUUCAUAGUGGCAAAAGAAACCCUGGAAAGAAGUCUCGAUAA